Molecule: messenger RNA, 447 nt
Organism: Pestalotiopsis fici W106-1
Lineage: Eukaryota; Fungi; Ascomycota; Sordariomycetes; Amphisphaeriales; Sporocadaceae
Exons: 1
Coding region: 1-447 (148 amino acids)
Biological process (GO): carboxylic acid metabolic process
Cellular component (GO): cytoplasm
Molecular function (GO): pyridoxal phosphate binding; carboxy-lyase activity
Source: RefSeq, a predicted model, not a curated record
AUGAUUGCUGCAAUUUCCGGAACUACUGUCAGCGGCGCGUUUGAUCCUCUCGACAAAAUUGGUGCGAUCGCCCGGGCGGCGAAUGCUUGGUUCCAUGUGGAUGCCUGCUGGGGCGGAGCAGUCGCCUUUUCUGACAAGCUGAAACACAUGCUUCGCGGAAGCGAGCUGGCGGACAGCAUCGCCUUCAACCCGCACAAGAUGCCCGGGGUGCCUUUGCUCUGUGCCUUUCUGUUAGCAAGAGAUUUACGCACGUUCUGGGUUGCGAAUAAACUAAAGGCUGGAUACUUGUUCCAUGAAAACCAUGCCAAUACAAAGGCAGAAAAGAUCCAACCUCUGGAUCAAAAGCAUGACUCGAAGGACUGGAGGAAUUCCGCUCAGCUGGAAGAUGCUCCCAAUGUGUCUGAAAUUCGAGAUCUUGCUUCACUGACAGUGCAGUGCUGUCGAUGA